Messenger RNA from Physella acuta, 2384 nucleotides. RefSeq names its product cytochrome P450 3A24. Gene Ontology annotation, molecular function: iron ion binding; heme binding; oxidoreductase activity, acting on paired donors, with incorporation or reduction of molecular oxygen. The record is from RefSeq and is a predicted model, not a curated record. NCBI's taxonomy places the organism in Eukaryota, Metazoa, Mollusca, Gastropoda, Physidae.
ACACACGUCCCAGCACAGUAGCAGCACAGGUCACGGUACAACUGUGUAGUGUGUCACACGGGAAUCAGGCCGACUAUUUAUAUAGGAGUCUUGUUGAAUGUAAACAUAAUGUUUUAAAAUGGCGCCUACGUUUUUAUUUAAGUAACGUUGUUAGAUCUGUAUCUAGUAAAUUUAUCGGGAUAUAUCAAACGUUCUUUCUAAAUCAUUACACUGCAACAACUAGAGCCUCUCCACCAGCAAUCAAGCACGCAUCCUAUAUGACCAUGGACCAAAAUGUACUCACCUACACCGUGGCUGUGCUCAUCAUCGUACUCACUCUCAUCUACUUCAAGCUGAGAAAGACAUUUUCCUGGGAGCAACAUGGGGUCAAAGAGGUCAAGCUAGGGUCACAGGCGUUUACGGACUUCAGAGCGGCGUGUAGACAGGUGAUCGACGAGCAUGGCGACACCGUGGGGGUGGCGGGGGGCGACAACAUCCUCAUCACGCGGGACCUGGACAUACUACGUCACGUCCUGGUCAAAGACUUCAACAACUUCACUGACCGGGCUGUGGGGGUCAUCACCAGGAGCCUGCUAGAUAAAGGUGCCUUCUUCCUUAAUGGACAGGACUGGAGGAGGAUCCGUCACAUUAUCACACCGUCGUUUAGCUCGGGUAAGCUCAAACAAAUGACCGCCCCCAUCAACGAGUCGGCACAGAAGCUGACCGCCGUCCUAGAGAAGCUGGCCGUGAAGAAAGAACUGGUCCCCAUCAAGUACCUGACGGGCCAGUACACGAGUGAGAUCAUCGCCAGGUCCGCCUUUGGUCUGGUCACCGACUGUCUGGGGAAAGAGGACGACGAGUUCACCCGCUUCUCCAAGGGCAUCAUCAAGUUGAGGAGUAAGGCGAUGAACAUGGUGAUGUUGGUCUUCCUCAGGUUCCCUGGGUUCCAUAGGUUCCUUGUGAAGACCCUAGGCAUUGAACCGUUCGAUCAGGCCAACUUUGAGGCCGACAGUUACUUCAGAUCUGUGCUGCACAGGACCAUUGCAGAACGUGAGGCGAUGGAGCGUAACGGCCAGAAGACUCCAGCAGAUCUCUUGCAGAGUUUGAUCAACGCCAAGAAAGCUGGGGACAAGGAGGCGGCGUCUUUUGUUGGUUCGACUGAAGGAGUCACGUGGGACAAGCUACCAAAAACCAUGUCAGAUGACGAGCUACUCGGCCAGUCCAUCCUCAUCAUCUUCGCUGGGUUCGAAACCACGUCGACCACAUUACAGAUGUGCCUGUAUCUACUGGCCCAGCACCCAGACAUCCAGGAGAAAGCCUACCAGGAGAUUGUGAAUGUGAUCCACUCGGGCAAGCCGACCUACGAGGAGCUGUCACAGCUCCGCUACCUGGAGCAGGUGCUCCAAGAAACCUUACGGCUGUACCCGCCCCUCCCCCUCAUCACACGCAAGGCCCUCAAUACUUGCACCUACGGCGCAGUGACCAUCCCAAAAGGGGCAUGGGUCAUCGCCGUGCUGGACGGUGUCAUGCUUGACCCUAAAAACUACCCCGACCCGGAAAAAUUUGAUCCCGAUAGAUUCUCUGAAGAAAAUUCUUCCGCACGAGAUCCCAUGACCUGGUUACCAUUUGGAUGGGGACCUCGCCUAUGUAUCGGUCAGCGGUUGGCCAUGUUAGAGCUUAAACUGGGCUUAGUUCAAGUGUUGAGAAAAUUAAAAGUAGAGCUUAACCAGAGAACAGAGCCGAAGAAGGGGGAAACGCCCAAGAUGUCUUAUCAAGGAAUAAUUGUGGUAGAUAAACCAAUCCAGUUGGAGCUGACAGCCAGAGAGGACUAGAGAAAAUGUAUAACCUGUUGUGAUUGGUUGAUAAUAAACAUGUGACAAUGUUUGUAAACAAACUAGUAAAAUUACCUCCUUUUUAGGAAAACAAUUGAGGUAGGCUAAAAAAAAGAAAAACCCAUAAAAUUAGUUUCAUUGAAACAAGCAUCACUAUAGUCAGCUGUAUUUUAGUUUUACGUAGGGCUAUGUUUUUUUUAUAUUCCAGUUAAACAUCUUUUAAAAUACAAAACAAGCAAGUUACUUGACAUGUAUGCUUAAAACCACUAUAUGUUUAUGUUUGUUUAUACUUUGAAAUAGCAUCCAUUUUUAAUUAAUUUUUAAACAGUUUUAAUUUUGAUUAUUGCAAUAUCGAAUAAAUAUUGUAGAAAUCCACUUAAUCUUUUACAAUAGCCUUUUUAGCACUUUAUAAUUUCAUUUUUAAUUAAUUAAUAAAGCAAUGUCAAAUACACAAAGUAUUAUUCAAUUUGAUAUAUUAUAAAAAGAUUAAUAUUCUGAUAUUUGAUACAUUGUGAGUAUACAAUCAUUGUGUUUUAUUAAGUUCCGAGUUUUUAAAGUAAUAUUUACCAAGAA